This is a messenger RNA of Paraglomus occultum, 3072 nucleotides long. The record is from the annotation of a GenBank genome assembly. Lineage: Eukaryota; Fungi; Glomeromycota; Glomeromycetes; Paraglomerales; Paraglomeraceae.
AUGCACAAAUUCACAAAGAAAGACCCUAGCCAAAUCUCCAACAUGCGACGACAGUCACCCGCAGAGGAUAUCUUACAUCAAUAUUUCGUAUCAUCAUACUUUCGCACUUCGCUCGGUUUUCCUCAACUAAAAAAGAAAUUCCGGCGUCAAGAAAAACCAAAAACAUUUUCAUCCCCAACACCAUUAACAUACACCGCUUCAGACUCAAAAGCUGUCUCGCCAGAUACAUCAAUGACGAACGCGAAACUUACUGGUGGAAACAAUCCACAAAAUAUCUUUAUACAGAACACUUUUUCGCCCUCAAUAUCACCCGACGACGUUCAAGAAAACAAGGAGGAACCACCAAACAAUGUCAAUGGAUUCUACUUCAUACGACGAUCAGAGACAAAUAAUCUGGCGCUUCAAACACCUGCUACAAAUCGUCGUAACAACACAGCAUAUCAUAUAAGUGAAGUAAUGUAUUACAACAGAAACAUGCGCAAAGAUGCUAAUGACCUCUGUAGGAAAGACUCUAUAUCAUUUGAGUCAGAUUCUUACUCUAAACGUUCGCAACCACCCGUCUCUGUACCGACUAUAGUCGUACAGCGUGCUUCUACUACAGAAUCAUUACACUCGUUAUCGUCCUAUAAUUUAUCUACGCCCAACACGGCACAUGAUGGAGAGAAUCAUAGGGGUGUGAUUGAGAAUAAGGUUAUGAAUGCUUAUGGGGAAGUCCAAAACCUGAGCGAAGGCUCAGCGAUACAGCAUUCAACGACAGACUCUAGUCAUGUUAAUAAAGAAGGGGAAAGUUCUACGACGUCUAAUGUUAUACCUAAUGCUUCCGCAAACGAUCACCCGUAUCCCGCAUAUCCUAUCUUGGAUAAUGGUCGUCAGACGUUAGAUAAAUCAUCUUCUAUUGACUAUUCCAUGCAUGAUCAAGCUACUCCUAAUAUCGAUGAGGCCAAAUACACUUUCUUGUCAUCUUUAUUCAACGAUUCUGGCUCAAAUGACCCUGCGGUAACAAAGCCAUCCUCUAAUUCAAACACGAUCCAGCCGGCAAAUACCCACUCAGGCAAUCAACUGGUAAACAACCCUUCGUACGCGCCAACUCCAAAUGAAUGGAAAUAUUCUAAUGGUCCUUAUGACGCCCAGUAUCAGUCACAUGCCGGGGGUUCUGUCAUGCAAAGACAUAACACGAAUUUAUCGAAAGAGCGCCCAGAGGAAAUUACCAUGUUUGAGGAUACUGAAGAUAUUGUCACUGAAAAUGGCAUAUUCGAUAGCUACGAUGAUGACAAUUAUAAUGAUAAUGAGACAUCUGCAUCUGCUGCACCAUUCAUACAAUAUCAGUUAACGACUUAUUCAGUUACGUCCGUAUCGAGGAGCGACGGUACCGACAAUGAUGCAAACAGCGCCAACGAAAUCAGGGAUAGCAAUAUCGGCCGCGAUAAUGAAAACAUUAACGCGCAUCCAGGAUCUUUGCCAUCAAAUACCCAACCAUUCGAACAAGGUGGCAAGACGCACCCGAAGCCUCCGCCUCCACCGAUGUCAUUAACUGAUAUAUUGAUUGCAAACGGCCAAAUAGAUGUCGCUAACCAAGCCCUUGCUGUUCGCAGAGCCAAUGCGUUUCCAGAACCAGAAUCGCCCAAAUCGCCGACACGAAAAUUUGGUUUAAACAAACUCAAAAAGAUGCCCAAAAUCUCGCAACCAGUACUUGUCUCCAGUACUUCCAAUAUCAAAACGGUUCCCAUCGUACACCUGAAUCCAGAAGAGGACUCAAAGGCCUCCUCCAACAAACUUCAAAUUGAUGCUACCGGAAUAACCAGGUCCAUAAAAAAGUUCAAAGAAGUAUUCGCACAAGAUGAACAUAAACGCACCUUGAACAUCUCGGAACCAGAAGUGUUAAUGACGCCAUCUCUAUGUAAAUACUUUUCGGAAGAAACUCUUAGAAGACGAUUUCAUAUCGAUACCCCAUUUCCAGUAUAUGGGAUGGAGCCGGCAGGUGAAAAGUCGCAAGGGCAAUUUGCGAAGGGCUUUGUUACAACUACUGCGAUUGAGCAGGGGAAGCAUAGAAUACGCGACAAACAGUUACCAGACCUACCUCAAACAUAUAAUAACACGGUACCACAAGCUAGUCGAAAUUAUUCGCUUCGUACUCCUCCUACUACACCCGUUAGCCCAAGUUUCACAAUAACCAAUGAGUCAACUUUCGGGCGUGCAUUUUCGCCGAAUCAACCCGCGUUUAGCGAAACAGACGAAAAGGAUGAUGCUCCUCGUCGGAAAACCGAGUCUACCGUUGCCUCAAAGAUCUUUUCUGCACUUAACAACUUUGCUGAUCGAAAUGCCACUACUAAAUACGAAUAUGAUCUUUCGGAUAAAGUAGAACGUCGCGUAAGCGACAAACGUGGGCAUGGCGCUAAUGCCAGUAAGGAUGGUAAGAGACGUAGGCGGUCUUUUGUUAAAAAUACGAUAAUUGUCACGCAACGUCCGGAGGAUACGCAAGAAUCACCUGAAACAGAUUCCAGUUAUGGUAAUGCAAAUAACAAUAACAGAAUCACUAUCGGUUCUCAAGGUCGUAAAUGGCUCGUGGAACAAUGCGUGACUAAAAAUACUCCUACUACCAAGACUACAAACCAAGUUGCAAUGAACACUGAAGAGAAGGAUUCUGUAGAUGACCAUCGAAUGAAGUCCACUCCCGAGAGUUUUUAUGCAGAAAGUUUGUACGAUUUGUAUCAGUAUGCCGAGGAAAGAAGAGAUUCCGCUGGAUUUUCUUCAGCGUCACCGCAAGGUCAUGACGAAACUAAUGAUAUUUGGAGAGUUGUUAACGGUCUUCGUUUGAGUUCACACGUUUCCCAGGACAAUCGUGAUGCUUACCAGAAGGAUGCUGCAAGUAUCGAUCGUGAUACAUACUAUAUGACUAAGAGGGAUGAAGAUGUCGCUAGUUUUUAUCGCAAUGACUCAUAUCGCUCUACAUUUACUCCACCGCCGCUUAGACCUGUUGUCAAGCCGCAUUCACCUGCUUCUAAUACAAUGUCAAGUGAUUAUUUUCUACCCAAACUUGGAACUCUUUACGGAUCGGGGACAACGCGAGUUUAG